UUUUCACAAGAGAUAAUAAGGAGGGAAAAAUAACUGAAGAAACUGAAGAUAACUUGUUACUAGGAUUCUCAGCACCAAGAACAAAAUGAACGUUUGUUUGAUAUUAGUCUUGUUAGUGCACAGCUUGUAUGCAACAAGCAGUGCAAGAAGCCUUGAACCUUCAGUGUGCAAGUUGCAGAAGAUGACCGGACCAUGCCGAGCAAGGAUACAAAUGUAUUAUUAUGAUCAACAUGCUGGAAAGUGUCUGUCGUUCUUUUAUGGUGGUUGUAGAGGAAACAAGAAUCGAUUUCAGACACUUGAAGACUGUAAGAAACAAUGUGAAAGAAGUUGUGACCGUCCUUGCCCUUUCAUAUACAUGCCGGUGUGUGGAACUGAUGGUGAAACAUAUCCUAAUGAAUGCGUGUUGGAUAUCGCUGCUUGUAAGAGCAAUGGAAAAACCAAGAGAGAUCAUGAUGGAGAAUGUGAGCCAAAGUGUCCGAAGGUAUGCACAAUGGAAUACAAUCCACAAUGUGGUUCAGACGACAAGACAUACAGUAAUCCAUGCGAAUUGAAGAUUGCUUCUUGCGAAAGUAGCAAUAAAAUAACCCUGGCGCAUGAAGGAAAGUGUGAGCCAAAGUGUCCGAAGGUAUGCACAAUGGAAUACAAUCCACAAUGUGGUUCAGACGGCAAAACAUACAGUAAUCCAUGCGAACUGAAGAUUGCUUCUUGUGAAAAUAACAAUAAAAUAACCCUGGCGCAUGAAGGAAAGUGUGAAAAGGAUUGUAUCCGACCUUGUCCUAUGAUAUACCAACCAACGUGUGGAUCAGACGGGAAGACAUACUCCAGUGUGUGUGAUUUGCAAGUGGCUUCUUGUAUCGCUAGAAAAACUAUUAAGAAGGUUCAUGAUGGAGAAUGCGAUGUUUGUUCGAUGGAAAAAAUCGUGGGGCCGUGCCGUGCGGCUUUUCCGAGAUACUAUUACAACAGUGUCUCCAAAAAAUGCGAAAGUUUCAUUUAUGGAGGAUGUCACGGAAAUAGGAACAAUUUUGUGAAAAUUGAAGACUGCCAAAAGAAAUGUGAUGUUUGUUCUUUAAAGCAAGAUCCAGGAUUCUGCAGAGGAUACUUCCCGCGAUAUUUCUACAACUCUAAGUCACGAGCUUGCGAGAAGUUCAUAUAUGGAGGUUGUCAAGGAAACGGGAACAACUUUGAGACUCUCGAGGCUUGUCAAGACAAAUGUCAUUGACAUGACCAUUUUUUUGGGACCAUCAUGCUUUCUGGCGA
Dendronephthya gigantea is the source of this 1257-nucleotide messenger RNA. RefSeq names its product four-domain proteases inhibitor-like. NCBI's taxonomy places the organism in Eukaryota, Metazoa, Cnidaria, Anthozoa, Malacalcyonacea, Nephtheidae. The transcript is spliced from 9 exons. Gene Ontology annotation, molecular function: protein binding; serine-type endopeptidase inhibitor activity. The record is from RefSeq and is a predicted model, not a curated record. Bases 86 to 1219 code for a protein of 377 amino acids.